AUGGCUCAGCUGCCGCUAGGGCAGUGCUUUCCAUGGAUGUUUGAUCUUCUUGACAGUUCGGCAGACGCAGACGUGGCAGACGGCGUCCACCCGUUGGCUCACGUAUCGUGUUUCAGGGCAAGUCUGGUCGAGGUGCCGGCUAUAACAGGAGACGACGCACCUCAGGGUGCUUUCUCGUGGUCCAAGGGAUUAGGUUCGAUGACACGGCGAUCAGGCAUCCCGAAGCUCAUGGCUUCCAUCGAACACUGUCUCUAUUGCUUCGAGGCUCUCGCUUCGCACCUCGAACGCCGCAAGGGCCGCUCCCUCCACGAGAUCCAGCAGUCCUGGGCCGAGUACGCCAGGUCGCAGCCCGAGACGGGCGGCAAGAAGCAGAUGCCCGCCCUCCAGCGCCUGACCGAGCCGUCAAGCGACGCCGGCUCCGCCUCGUCCGGGUCCUCGAGCAGCGCGUCCCUGGCCGCCGACACGCCGGCCACGUCGACGGCCUCGCUGCCGUCCCUCGUGACCGAGUCGCCGCUCUUCGUGACCUGGAACACCGUCGGCGGCGGGCCGUCGCGCCACCGCUCGCUGCGCGGCUGCAUCGGCACCUUUGAGGCGCAGGACCUCGACGAUGGCCUGUCCGAGUACGCCCUGACGUCGGCGCUGCACGACACGCGGUUCCCGCCCGUGGCCGCGUCCGAGCUGCCGACGCUCGAGGUCGCCGUGACGCUGCUGACCGACUUUGAGGACUGCGAGGGGGCCAUGGACUGGACGCUCGGCGUGCACGGGCUGCGCAUCAGCUUCGCGGCCAAGGGGCGCCGCUACGGCGCCACCUACCUGCCCGACGUCGCCGUCGAGCAGGAGUGGACCAAGGAGGAGACGCUCGUGAGCCUGAUGCGCAAGGCCGGCUGGACGGCCGCAAGGACACCUGGCAGGACGUCGAGCUCAUGUCGUGCGCGACGCCAGCAUCGCAGCAACACCCCAACGGCCCAUCUUCAUCGCGCAGCCCGCGCCCGGCACGUCAACAGGCACGUCCACGUGCCCUACAUCCCACUCCUGUCCAGCAGCAUAGAUGCCCCAAACCAGCUGCUGCUUCCCGCCGCUGCCGAGCUCGCACUUCGUCUUGCCGCUGGCGCCCACAAGUCCGCCGCCAACCCACGACCCAUUCACGGCCGUCGCGCCGCCCGCAGGCGACGAGAAGUUCCUCACGGCCUCCUCAAGAAACGCGACAGCAUCCAUGGCACCGAUCACCUCGUGGAAGCUCAGCAGCGUCGCGGGCCUGACGCCGAAGAUGCAGCUCCCUUCCGUUGCGAUGCCGACGAGGGUCGUCGUGUCGGUGAAGCCGCGGGCGACAAAGUAGCCCUUUUCCUCACGCAGGGUGGAGGCCAGGGCGAGACAAUCGGCUGCGAACGGGGAGAGGCUUGA
Molecule: messenger RNA, 1401 nt
Organism: Verticillium alfalfae VaMs.102
Lineage: Eukaryota; Fungi; Ascomycota; Sordariomycetes; Glomerellales; Plectosphaerellaceae
Product: AMME syndrome candidate gene 1 protein
Exons: 3
Coding region: 1-1401 (466 amino acids)
Source: RefSeq, a predicted model, not a curated record